AUGGACGCACAGCAGCCGACGACUGCGUUGAGGCUUGAACCGGUGUCAGACUUGGCAGUCGCUGCGCAGUAUGCAGAUGCUGAGCUGCACUCCGUGAUGGCGCAAUUUGAGAGCUCGGCAAGCGUGGGUGAGACGCUGCCACAAUUAGCCACUGAACCUACAGUCAUUGAAAACGAUUCGGACGAUAAUGACGACAGCUCAGACGAUGACGACGUCAAGAAGGAGCAGGAUGAGCAACGGGAGAUUGAGAAUGCCAAGGAGCGUGCCGCAGAUGCUGCAGACGAGAGCUUAAGUGACGAAGAGGACGAGGACCCUGCUGCAUUGCGGGCAGAGAUCGAAGCGGCUUUGGCGGAGGAAGAAAACAAGAUGAGCGACCCGUUGAAGACGGAGAACGAGGUGUCGGCUGUGCUGGUGCGGACGCCAGGAGUCGAGCUGACCGCGGACUGUCCCAUUGUCAAGUGUGGCACGAUCUUGAACGUGAGUGUGCCCGGUCUUAUGAUGACCAUCAAGUCGACGGCGAACACAAAGUUGCUCGAUGAAGGGAGUGUCUUGUGUCUUGAAGAUCGUACGGUCCUUGGGUGUGUCGAUGAGGUGUUUGGUCCAGUGCUGAUGCCCAUGUAUCUCGUUCGGUUCGAGACGGAAGCCUCGAUGCCCGAGACAGCCACCAAGGAUGCCACUGUUUUCUACGCGACAGAGCACACGACGUAUAUUGACCCCGAGAUGAUCAAGGAUAUAGGCACAGAUGCUUCAGAAAUUUUUGACGAAGAUGCUGAUGAUACCGAGUGUUCGGAUGAAGAUGCUGAGGCGACUUUAGAGCGGGGUGAUAGAAAGCGCAAUCGCGGUAAUGCGCAAGUCACUGGAAACGAAGUCACUGGACCUAACGGUGAACGCGGUGAACGUGGCGGACGAGGAGAACGUGGCGGACGAGGUGAACGUGGAUACCGAAGCGGACGUGGCUAUCGAAGUGGACGUGGAGGAAACUUUGUUGACUAUCAGGCUCGGCAGGAUGCUUCGCCUCGCGUAGAUCGUGGUAGCUAUGGCCAGCAAGCGCCAGUGAUUGUGAAGCCUGGUAUGGCUUCUUUUCCUGCGAGGCAGACGCAGCGUUACGGAGGUGUAACGAAUUAUACGCAGCCAGGCGGUUUUGGCGGUGCAAGGCCACCAGCGGUGUACGGACAAACAAAUUACACGGCCCCACAAGGCAACGGGGUGCCUCUGUCUCCGAUGUCUGGGUAUCACGGACAGGGUUGGCCGCAGGAACAGCAAGCGCGACCUCGUGGAUACUAUGAGCCACCUCCUCCUUUGCACUACAGUGCUCACAGUCUGCCCUCGUACUCCCCACACGCUCAGUCUGCCCAUGGUCCGUACCAGUGGUAUCCCCAGCCACCAGUCACGGCGUACGCACAGCCGCACCAAGCACCUGGCCUACCGUACGGCCGACCUCAUCCACCACAGUACCACCAACCACCACCUCCACCGCUCCCUGCAAACUACGAUGCAAAUGGCCAGCAGCUGCCACCACCACCACCACCGCCGAUGCGACAACCUUACGAUCAACGGCGUUAUUAG
Messenger RNA from Peronospora matthiolae, 1566 nucleotides. The record is from the annotation of a GenBank genome assembly. NCBI's taxonomy places the organism in Eukaryota, Oomycota, Peronosporomycetes, Peronosporales, Peronosporaceae.